This is a messenger RNA of Paramuricea clavata, 3795 nucleotides long. NCBI's taxonomy places the organism in Eukaryota, Metazoa, Cnidaria, Anthozoa, Malacalcyonacea, Plexauridae. The record is from the annotation of a GenBank genome assembly.
GCACCUCCUGAACGAUUGUCGAAAGCAGGACAGAAACCAGAGUCAAAACAGAACAAAACUGAUAAGAAAACGAAGAAUAUAAAAUUGAAAUUCCCACAAAGCACGGUGGGAUGUAAACAAAGCGGUAACAAGACUCCCUCAAAUGAAAGCCUCUCAAGUGAACACAAGGAUGGAAAGCCCACUGAUCGACCAGAGGAAGAUCAUGAUUGUAUUGAUGACAUCUAUGGAGAAACCGCAUCUCAAAACUCACAUUCUGAGGAUAAUAACUACACAGAGUUAGAUACCAGAUACACACCAGUACCACAACUUUAUGAAAAAUAUAUAACAGAGGCUCCUAAAGCCAAAGAGGUAAGCCCACUACCACCAAAAUUAAUAAUUUCCUGCAUGAGUAUGAAUGUUAGCUAAGCACGUUUUAUCCCAUCGUCCGCAUUUUAUCCCCUACUCCGCAUUUUAUCCAUGCGCAUCCGCGUUUAACCUUAUCCCGAAUUGGUUUGCAUGCGAAAUUUUACCUUCGCAUGUUUCCGACAAGUUCUAUUGUGGCAAUAAUGGCACUACAUGUAUACAAAAUGCAGGCAGGGCAUUAAUACAGCAACCUUUAAAGUACAAGUGUACGUUAGAGGUCCAAACUAAACGUUUUGCAUGUAAAACAACUAGAAAAAAGUUUUGAUUUUUAAUUGACAAAUUUCGAGGAAGAAACGUUGUGAAACCUAGUUUCAAAUGCACUCUUCACAGAAGCUCGCAAAAUGGUAAACAAACCAUGAAGUACUUUGUUUAUUAUAUGAAUCUACUUAGCAAUUAUGAGGAGAGAUAUUUAUAUCUGUCACAUUUCUUACGAAUCAAAUCGUUACGUGUUUAAAUCAGUUACACUAGGCCAAAAAAAAAAAUAUGUGGGUUUCCGGUUUCCCGACCCUACCUAGCUUUUGGACGUCGAAAUCCCGACCCUAAACUUUUUUAUUGGAUCAUGCUUGUAAGUGUUUCCACUUAGAGGAAAAAGUUUGUGGAAAAUUGAAAUUUUAGGCAAUAUUAGGGAAAUUUAUCUUUGGAUGUGGAAGCACCGACUAAACAAAAUGGCGUCCGGUUGUUCGGAAAAUUAAAAAAAAGUUUAAAAAAAAAGUUAAAACCGACCUACCCCACCUAAGUUUUUAUAAGAAGAAACCGGAAACCCACAUAUUUUUUUUUUGGCCCUAUCAAGGAAAUACGGUGGUCACACUGCCAUUGACUUCACCUUAUCUCUGCACAGAAAUCUCUAUACUUACUUAAUAAUAUUAUUUCUACACACAGACUACCAGCCUACCAUCAACACCACAGACCAUCAAACCACCACCACCAUUAUCAAUCAAGCCACCACCCCAAACCCAAGAAGACAAACAAGCAAUUUCUCGAUUUCCUCAAAACCUAUCAGGCGUAAGUGUUACUGACGUUGCAAAUACCACAAAGCAUAGUGGAGACAUUAUUUUGGGACACUCUAUAUAUUGUAAAUUAUAGGUAGAGUAGUUUAAAAUGUUGGUUCUGAAAUAAAAUUUCUUAUAGUAUAUCAAUUCAAACAUCCAAAUUAAAUAUUUUACGCUUUCUUUUAUUUAUUUUUAAAAGGCACCUCCUGAACGAUUGUCGAAAGCAGGACAGAAACCAGAGUCAAAACAGAACAAAACUGACAAGAAAACGAAGAAUAUAAAAAUGAAGUUCCCAUACAGGACGGUGGGAUGUAAACAAAGCGGUAACAAGACUCCCUCAAAUGAAAGCCUCUCAAGUGAACACAAGGAUGGAAAGCCCACUGAUCGACCAGAGGAAGAUCAUGAUUGUAUUGAUGACAUGUAUGAAGAAAUUGGAUCUCAAAACUCACAUUCUGAGGAUAACUACACAGAGUUGGAUACCACAUACACACCAGUACCACGACUUUAUGAAAAAUAUAUAACAGAGGCUCCUAAAGCCAAAGAGGUAAGCCCACUACCAUCAAAAUUAAUAAUUUCCUGCAUGAGUGUGAAUGUUAGCUAAGCACGUUUUAUCCCAUCGUCCGCAUUUUAUCCCCUACUCCGCAUUUUAUCCAUACGCAUCCGCGUUGAACUUUAUCCCGAAUUGGUUUGCAUGCGAAAUUUUACCUUCGCAUGUUUCCGACAAGUUCUAUUGUGGCAAUAAUGGCACUACAAGUAUACAAAAUGCAGGCAGGGCAUUAAUACAGCAACCUUUAAAAUACAAGUGUACUUUAGAGGUCCAAACUAAACGUUUUGCAUGUAAAACCAGAAAAAAGUUUUGAUUUUUAAUUGACAAAUUUCAAGGAAGAAACGUUUUGAAACCUAGUUUCAAAUGCACUCUUCACAGAAGCUCGCAAAUGGUAAACAAACCAUGAAGUACUUUGUUUAUUAUAUGAAUAUACUUAGCAAUUGUGAGGAGAGAUAUUUAUAUGUCACAUUUUUUACGAAUCAAAUCGUUACGUGUUUAAAUCGGUUACACUAUCAAGGAAAUAUGGUGGUCACACCGCCAUUGACUUCACCUUAUCUCUGCACAGAAAUCUCUAUCCCUACUUAAUUAAUAAUAUUAUUUCUACACACAAACUACCAGCGUACCAUCAACACCACAGACCAUCAAACCACCACCACCAUUAUCAAUCAAGCCACCACCCCAAAUCCAAGAAGACAAACAAGCAAUUUCUCGAUUUCCUCAAAACCUAUCAGGCGUAAGUGUUGCUGACGUUGCAAAUAUCACAAAGCAUAGUGGAGACAUUAUUUUGGGACAUUAUUGUAAAUUAUAAAUUAUAGGAAAAGUAGUUUAAAAUGUUGGUUCUUAAAUAACAUUUCUUAUAGUAUAUCAUUCAAACAUCCAAAUUAAAUAUGUUACGCUUUCUAUUAUUUAUUUUAAAAAGACACCUCCUGAACGAUUGUCGAAAGCAGGACAGAAACCACAGUCAAAACAGAACAAAACUGACAAGAAAACGAAGAAUAUAAAAAUGAAGUUCCCAUACAGGACAGUGGGAUGUAAACAAAGCGGUAAGAAGACUCCCUCAAAUGAAAGCCUCUCAAGUGGACACAAGUAUGAAAAGCGCACUGAUCGACCAGAGGAAGAUCAUGAUUGUAUUGAUGACAUGUAUGAGGAAACCGCAUCUCAAAACUCACAUUCUGAGGAUAACUACACAGAGUUGGAUACCACAUACACACCAGUACCACGACUUUAUGAAAAAUAUAUAACAGAGGCUCCUAAAGCCAAAGAGGUAAGCCCACCACUACCACCAAAAUUAAUAAUUUCCUGCAUGAGUGUGAAUGCUGGCUAAACACGUUUUAUCCCCUCGUCCGCAUUUUAUCCCCUAUUCAUUUUUGAUUGACAAACUUCGAGGAAGAAACGUUUUGAAACCUAGUUUCAAAUGCACUCUGCACAGAAGCUCGCAAAUGGUAAACAAACCAUGAAGUACUUUGUUUAUUAUAUGAAUAUACUUAGCAAUUAUGAGGAGAAAUAUUUAUAUCUGUCACAUUCCUUACGAAUCAAAUCGUUACGUGUUCAAAUCAGUUACACUAUCAAGGAAAUAUGGUGGUCACACCGCCAUUGGCUUCACCUUAUCUCUGCACAGAAAUCUCUAUACUUAAUUAAUAAUAUUAUUUCUACACACAGACUAUCAGCCUACCAUCAACACCACAGACCACCAAACCACCACCACCAUUACCAAUCAAGCCACCACCCCAAACCCAAGAAGACAAACAAGCAAUUUCUCGAUUUCCUCAAAACCUAUCAGGCUUAAGUGUUGCUGACAUUAGUAGACUGCUUGGGCAUUUAAAUUUGGGUGACUACGUACAGACAUUUGCAAAUUAA